Molecule: messenger RNA, 504 nt
Organism: Colletotrichum phormii
Lineage: Eukaryota; Fungi; Ascomycota; Sordariomycetes; Glomerellales; Glomerellaceae
Product: Tim10/DDP family zinc finger protein
Exons: 3
Coding region: 114-380 (88 amino acids)
Source: RefSeq, a predicted model, not a curated record
CAUCGUCAUCGCUCCCCGAAUCAACCACAACUUCCAUCACGAAAAGCCCCCCCAACGACCUCGCAUAUAUCCCGUCAAAUUCACGACUUCAUCGAAUCAAACACAUAUCAAAAAUGGACGCCCUUACCAAGACCGAGGAGGCCCAGCUCCAGCAGAGACUUCAGAAGCGCCAGGUCAAGGAGUUCAUGAACCUCUUUGGCAACCUCGUCGACCACUGCUUCACCUCGUGCAUCGACGACUUCACCUCAAAGUCCCUCUCCUCCCGCGAGACCGGCUGUAUCACCCGCUGCAUCCAGAAGCAGAUGUUCUCCCAGCAGCGCCUCAGCGAGCGCUUCCAGGAGCACAACGCCCAGAUGACGGCCCAGAUGCAGGGACAGUAAAGAAAGCUUGACGCCACAAGACAGAGACCAAAAUGAUGUAAAAAAGAGAAGAAGAGAAUGGCACGCAGAACGGUGUUCGAUAAAGGAGAUCUCGGACGAGCUCGCGCGCGCGCGCGCGCGCGAG